Abrus precatorius (Indian licorice) is the source of this 1759-nucleotide messenger RNA. RefSeq names its product APO protein 3, mitochondrial. The record is from RefSeq and is a predicted model, not a curated record. Gene Ontology annotation, molecular function: RNA binding. The coding region runs from base 2 to 1282 and encodes 426 amino acids. The transcript has 2 exons. Lineage: Eukaryota; Viridiplantae; Streptophyta; Magnoliopsida; Fabales; Fabaceae.
CAUGCGUGUCACCGUCACCUUUUCGAAUCAUUCUCUGCUGAAACAACUAUCUUAUCGUUUAAACCCAACCCUCUCUUUGGCGUCGGAGACUUGGCCAGCGGCGGCAUCCGUUGACGAUGGAUCCCAAUACUCCGACGUGCCGAAGCCUUGCCGGAGAAAAUCGGAGAGGAAGGCUUAUGUGACGCCGAUGAAGGUUCUGAUUGAGAGAGCGAAGGCGGAGAGACAAGCGCGAAAGGCGCAGCCAUGUCGCGUUCUGGAAGAACCCCCGGCGAACGGAUUGCUGGUUCCGGAACUGGUGGAGAUUGCUCAUCGCGUCUAUCAAGCUCGUAGGUCUCUCCUCUCCGGUCUGAGUCAACUCGUCCGAGUCAUUCCCGUAUUGCGGUGCGGGCUUUGUGAUGAGGUUCACAUUGGUUAUGUGGGUCAUGAAAUUCGAUCAUGUAGUGGACCGAAGAGUUUUUCACGGAAUGCAAUGCAUAUUUGGAGGAGGGGAAGGGUUCGAGAUGUGAUUUUCUUCCCUAAAUGUUUUCAUCUGUAUGACCGUGUUGGUAAACCAAGAGUUGGGCAUGAUGAAAGAUUCUGUGUUCCUCGUAUACCUGCCAUUGUUGAACUCUGUAUACAAGCAGGUCUAGACCUUGAAAAGUACCCCACUAAAAGGAGAACAAAACCCGUGUAUUGUAUUGAAGGAAGAAUUGUAGAUUUUGAAGCUGUUGCGGAAGAGGACAAAAAUGACAGAAAAUGUUCUUUUGAAAAUGAGCAGCAGUCUGUGAAUCCAUCCUUUGUGUUGACCCAGCCUGUAGAGAAGGUCCAAAAUUUAUUCAAUGACAACAUAAGCCAUUUGGAUCAGUUGAGUGAUGAAGAAAGGAACAAGUUAAGGGACUUAAGUAAACAUACACUGGACUCAUGGUUUGAGAUGACAUUAGGUGCAAAGAAGAUCAUGGAGAAGUAUGUUGUGAAUACUUGCGGCUAUUGUCCAGAGGUCCAGGUUGGUCCCAAAGGACAUAAGUUAAGAAUGUGCAAGGCUUCAAAGCAUCAGUCUCGAAACGGUUUACAUGCAUGGCAAGAGGCAACAAUAGAUGAUGUUGUGAGUCCAAAUUUUGUGUGGCAUGUUGAGGACCUGAAUGGGUCUGCUUUGAAUAACAAUCUAAAGAGAUAUUAUGGCAAGGCUCCUGCUGUGGUGGAACUCUGUGUUCAUGCUGGGGCUCCCAUUCCUGAUCAAUAUAGGAGCAUGAUGAGAUUAGAUGUGGUUUCCCCUGACCGUGAUGAAGUUGAUCUUGUCGCCUGAAAUGUCAUCCCUUUGCAAGAUACACCGUAUAUAUUCAAUCAACAUAUGGAGUUCAUACAGUCUUGGACUUUUGAGUUUAAUCAAAACUUGUGUCCUUUUGAUAGCAGGCCCCUAACAAAAUGGGUCUAUGUUUUGAAAAGGAGAAAUGGGCCAGCUAACAAUGAAGCCCAAAUGAAUUGAAAAGCUGGUUAUAAGUUAUAAUACUUUUGAUAAAAGACUUUUCGAGAUUUUCAAUUCAUUCGGCCUCGUCAUUAGCUGACCCAUUUUUCCUUCUCCUAAAGACUUAACUUAUCACGGUAUUUUAGACUCCACUUAGGUUUCUACCCAGCGGAACUCCUUCAGAAUUUCAUCUGCUUUAUAGUAUAUUUGAAGUUAUUUUAAUUAAUUAUUUCGUCUUUUGGCUUGUAUUAAAUAAAUAUUUUUUCUCCUAUUCUCUUGUUCCCCUUUUAUUACGAAGAAAUGGAGAGAAUACACAUU